AUGAGUCAUGUGGCCGUCGAAAAUGUUCACGGUCUAGACCAGCAGUUUGCUGGCCUAGACUUGAAUUCCGACUCCCAGAGUGGUGGCUCUGCUACUAAAGGGCGUUACAUUCCUCCUCACUUAAGAAACAAGGAAGCUUCAAGGAAUGAUUCGGGCUGGGACGCUGGGCGGGGUGGAAAUGGCUAUAUGAAUGGCACACAUGAUGAUCGGGACAGUCGCGUGAAUGGGUAUGAUCGCGCUGGAUAUGCAAGUAGAGGAUCUGGCCGCACCGACAGAGGAUUUUAUGAUAGAGAUAAUUCUGGGUGGAAUUCAAGAGACAAAGAUGCUUACAGCAGCUUUGGAUCACGCAAUGACCGUGGAAAAUCAGGUUUAUUCAGUGAUAGAGGAAGUGGAAGUCGGAGAUCUGAUGACCGUCGCUUAGAUAGCUUCGAUGGCAUGGGUAGUCGCAGUGACCGAUCUAGCAUGGGUAGAUAUGAUCGUGGAAACAGCCGUUGGAGCGAUGAGAGAAAUGAUGAAGACGAUUGGUCAAAGCCUCUUGCACCAAAUGAUCGUGUAGAGCAGGAGCUCUUCUCUGGAAGUAAUACUGGCAUUAACUUUGAGAAGUAUGAUGACAUUCCAGUUGAAGCAACUGGCACAAACUGCCCCCCACAUAUUGAAAGUUUCCAUGAUGUCAGCAUGGGGGAAAUAAUCAUGGGAAAUAUUCAACUCACACGAUACACUCGACCAACCCCAGUCCAGAAGCAUGCUAUUCCCAUCAUCAUAGAAAAGAGGGACUUGAUGGCAUGUGCCCAGACAGGUUCUGGGAAAACUGCAGCAUUUUUACUACCCAUUCUCAGUCAGAUCUAUGCAGAUGGCCCCGGAGAAGCAAUGAAGCACUUAAAGGAUAACGGGCGAUAUGGAAGGCGUAAGCAGUUCCCAUUAUCCCUUGUUCUGGCCCCAACAAGAGAACUUGCUGUACAGAUCUAUGAGGAAGCCAGAAAGUUUGCAUACAGAUCAAGGGUACGACCUUGUGUUGUAUAUGGGGGAGCAGAUAUUGGGCAACAGAUCAGAGACUUAGAACGAGGCUGUCAUUUGCUGGUUGCCACGCCUGGGCGCCUUGUUGACAUGAUGGAACGUGGAAAGAUUGGCCUGGAUUGUUGCAAGUAUUUGGUGUUGGAUGAGGCAGACAGAAUGCUUGACAUGGGAUUUGAGCCUCAAAUUAGACGAAUUGUUGAACAAGACACUAUGCCUCCCAAGGGUGUUCGUCAGACUAUGAUGUUCAGUGCCACUUUCCCCAAGGAAAUCCAGAUUCUUGCUCGUGAUUUCUUGGAAGAAUAUAUCUUCUUGGCAGUAGGUAGAGUAGGCUCUACAUCUGAAAACAUUACGCAGAAAGUAGUCUGGGUGGAAGAAAUGGACAAGCGUUCAUUUUUAUUGGAUCUCCUGAAUGCAACAGGCAAAGACUCGUUAACGUUGGUGUUUGUGGAAACAAAGAAGGGUGCAGAUGCUCUUGAAGACUUCUUGUACCAUGAAGGAUAUGCUUGUACAAGCAUCCAUGGGGACCGCUCUCAGAGAGACAGAGAGGAAGCACUUCAUCAGUUCCGUUCUGGAAAAAGCCCUAUUCUAGUAGCUACUGCUGUUGCAGCCAGAGGACUUGAUAUUUCAAAUGUCAAACAUGUAAUAAACUUUGAUCUGCCCAGUGACAUUGAGGAGUAUGUACACAGAAUUGGUCGUACAGGACGUGUGGGUAAUUUGGGUCUUGCAACAUCAUUUUUCAAUGAAAAGAAUAUAAAUAUAACCAAGGAUUUAUUGGAUCUUCUGGUGGAAGCGAAACAAGAGGUACCAUCCUGGCUGGAGAAUAUGGCCUAUGAACAGCAUCACAAGAGCAGUAGUCGUGGCCGUUCAAAGAGUCGCUUUAGCGGUGGGUUUGGUGCCAGAGACUACAGACAGAGCAGUAGCUCAAGCAGCAGCUUUGGGAGCAGUCGUGGUGGUCGAAGCAGUGGUCAUGGAGGCAGUAGGGGAUUUGGAGGUGGUUAUGGUGGCUUCUAUAACAGUGACGGCUACGGAGGAAAUUAUGGUGGAAGUUCCCAGGUUGACUGGUGGGGCAACUAA
Molecule: messenger RNA, 2088 nt
Organism: Staurois parvus
Lineage: Eukaryota; Metazoa; Chordata; Amphibia; Anura; Ranidae
Source: the annotation of a GenBank genome assembly